Messenger RNA from Anopheles coustani, 1443 nucleotides. RefSeq names its product DNA repair protein RAD51 homolog 1 (gene spn-A). The transcript has 2 exons. Gene Ontology annotation, cellular component: condensed nuclear chromosome. Gene Ontology annotation, biological process: reciprocal meiotic recombination; mitotic recombination; mitotic recombination-dependent replication fork processing. The coding region runs from base 339 to 1358 and encodes 339 amino acids. Gene Ontology annotation, molecular function: double-stranded DNA binding; DNA strand exchange activity; ATP hydrolysis activity. Lineage: Eukaryota; Metazoa; Arthropoda; Insecta; Diptera; Culicidae. The record is from RefSeq and is a predicted model, not a curated record.
UACAAACAUGUACGACGUCUUGCGCAUCCAGGUUUUACGUUAUUAAACAUUUGAACCCAGCGUUAACAUCGCGUAAUGUAAUAGUGAAUCGAUAGAAUAUGCAGGACUGAUGAUCCUCGAACACAAUUGGUUUUGGUGAAAGUAAGCACGAGUAAAGGGUUGUUCAGAAAGAUUCAAGAACCAAAGUUCACUAUCAAAACACAGGAAGGAAGAAAAGCGCCAAAUAUUUACGUCGCACUCAUCGGAGAGCUCGUCAAAGGAAAACAACAACACGGUUCGAUCGUGAAUUUAACAAAUUCCGUUUUGCGGAAAACUUUUCAAUCUAACCCUGAUCGACGAUGGCCCAAAUGGAGAAAUCCCUUCAGUCCGUUUCAACGGUUGAAGAGGAGGAAGAUUGUGGACCAUUGUUGAUCGGUAAACUAGAGGGUAAUGGAAUUACAAACGGAGAUAUCAAAAAGCUUGCCGAAGCCGGAUUUCACACUGUCGAAGCGGUUGCGUUUGCCCCGAAAAAGCAGCUCCUAGCGAUCAAGGGAAUUUCCGAAGCGAAAGCGGACAAAAUCCUGCAGGAAGCAACGAAGCACGUCCCGAUGGGUUUCACCACAGCCACCGAGUACCAUCAGAAGCGUUCGGAAAUCAUUCAGCUAACAACCGGCUCGAAGGAACUGGACAAACUGCUCGGCGGUGGCAUCGAGACCGGCAGCAUCACGGAGAUCUUCGGGGAGUUUCGUACCGGCAAGACACAACUCUGCCACACGCUUGCCGUCACCUGCCAGCUGCCGGUGAGCCAAAACGGUGGCGAAGGAAAGUGCCUCUACAUCGACACGGAGGGUACGUUUCGGCCGGAGCGAUUACUGGCCACCGCGGAACGGUACAAGCUCGUCGGAGCCGACGUGCUGGACAAUGUGGCCUACGCGCGAGCCUACAAUACCGACCAUCAGAUGCAGCUGCUCAUGAUGGCCUCGGCGAUGAUGGUGGAAUCACGGUACGCGCUCAUUAUCGUGGACAGUGCCACCAGCCUCUACCGGACGGACUACUGUGGGCGGGGGGAACUAGCAGCCCGGCAGGGACAUCUGGCCAAGUUUCUGCGUAUGCUGCUUCGACUGGCGGACGAGUUCGGGGUUGCGGUUCUGAUCACGAACCAGGUAGUAGCGCAGGUCGACGGUGCAGCCAUGUUUAAUCCGGAUCCGAAGAAACCGAUCGGUGGCAACAUCAUAGCGCAUGCGUCCACCACUCGGUUGUAUCUGCGCAAGGGGCGGGGUGAGACGAGAAUCUGCAAAAUCUACGACUCACCGUGCUUAGCGGAAAGUGAGGCAACGUUCGCGAUCAACCCGGACGGAAUCGGUGACGCCAAGGAGUAGUUUUAUAAACGAUUUUUAACAAGGAGAAACUACUGCCCAUUUACAAGUGUGAAUAUUUGUGUUAAGAUAGACAUUAAGAUACGUU